AUGACAUCGCUCAAACUCGCCAUUCAUUGUUGGCUGUCAAAGUCGAGCAUAGCCGAGGAUCUGUGUGGUCUCGGGGCCAUUGUAACCUGUGCGGGGAUGCUUGCGACCAUUAUCUUAGGAGUCCUGCGUGGGAUCGGCCGCAGGAGCGAGGAAGGCGGGAUCGAUUAUGAUGCCCUUGGAAAGAUCCAACUGGCCGUGCAGGUUCUCUACAUCACCUCCGCUGCGUUGGUGAAACUGUCGAUCCUUUUUCUGUACCGCCAGGUCUUCCAGCACAUGCGAACCAUCAUCACCAUCACCAUCGCGGUGAUCGUGGUGAUCACCGUCGUCUUCAUCUUCGUGGCCAUCUUCCAGUGCCACCCGAUCGGGCGAUUCUGGUUUGAGCCCAAGGCCGCACAAGGGGCAUGCAUCAGCCAGCUCAUCUUCUGGUGCGAUGUGGCCGUGGUCUUCCUGAUCAGUAAUAUCUGGAUCACAGCUUUGCCUGUUCGGCCAAUUUUGGGUCUUCACGUGAAAUGUCGGUUAAGGACCGGUAUUCUGCUGCUGUUAUGCUCAACGGGUCUGUUGACGUGUUCGAUGGCAACGAUCCGCCUGGCCUACAUCGUCAAGCUCUACAGGGGCAACGAUCCGACGAGAGACAUCGUGCCGAUCUACUUCUGCUCCGUCGCGGAGAUAUGCGUUGCGCUGGUCUCUUUGAGUAUACCCUCCCUGCGCUUGGCCGCCCGGCGGAAAUGGGCGAGCCCGGCCCCAUGCUGA
Aspergillus brunneoviolaceus CBS 621.78 is the source of this 750-nucleotide messenger RNA. RefSeq lists its product as uncharacterized. The coding region runs from base 1 to 750 and encodes 249 amino acids. Lineage: Eukaryota; Fungi; Ascomycota; Eurotiomycetes; Eurotiales; Aspergillaceae. The record is from RefSeq and is a predicted model, not a curated record. The transcript has 5 exons.